AUGAAGAGCUCCAGCAUUUCUCUGCUCUUUCUCAUUCCGUCUAACUUUUUCCAUUCUUUUUAUUUACUCAUAUUUCUCUACCUCUGCCUACGUCCCUAUCACUCUCUCUAUAUAUAUUUUCUCCUUUUCUCUCUUUCUUUGCUUCUUUUUCUCUAUAUCCGCGACCAUGCAUUCCUCUAUUUCCCAUCUCUCUUUCUUUGCCGCUUCUUCUCCCUAUCCGCGUCCAUGCGUUCCCUCAUCCGCCCCCCUCUCCCUCUCUGUCUCUCUCUCUCUCUGUUUCGUUCCUUGCUUUUUUCUCUCUAUCCGCGUCCAUGCAUUCCCUCAUCCGCCCCCCUCCUCUCUCUGUUUCGUUCCUUGCUUUUUUCUCUCUAUCCGCGUCCAUGCGUUCCCUCAUCCGCCCCCUCCCUCUCUCUGUUUCGUUCCUUGCUUUUUUUCUCUCUAUCCGCGUCCAUGCGUUCCCUCAUCCGCCCCCUCCCUCUCUCUGUUUCGUUCCUUGCUUUUUUUCUCUCUAUCCGCGUCCAUGCGUUCCCUCAUCCGCCCCCCUCCCUCUCUCUGUUUCGUUCCUUGCUUUUUUUCUCUCUAUCCGCGUCCAUGCGUUCCCUCAUCCGCCCCCCUCCUCUCUCUCUGUUUCGUUCCUUGCUUUUUUCUCUAUCCCGCGUCCAUGCGUUCCCUCAUCCGCCCCCCCCCUCUCUCUGUUUCGUUCCUUGCUUUUUUCUCUCUAUCCGCGUCCAUGCGUUCCCUCAUCCGCCCCCUCCCUCUCUGUUUCGUUCCUUGCUUUUUUCUCUAUCCGCGUCCAUGCGUUCCCUCAUCCGCCCCCCUCCCUCUCUCUGUUUCGUUCCUUGCUUUUUCUCUCUAUCCGCGUCCAUGCGUUCCCCUCAUCCGCCCCUCCCUCUCUCUGUUUCGUUCCUUGCUUUUUUUCUCUAUCCGCGUCCAUGCGUUCCCUCAUCCGCCCCCUCCCUCUCUCUGUUUCGUUCCUUGCUUUUUUCUCUCUAUCCGCGUCCAUGCGUUCCCUCAUCCGCCCCUCCCUCUCUCUGUUUCGUUCCUUGCUUUUUUCUCUCUAUCCGCGUCCAUGCGUUCCCUCAUCCGCCCCCUCCCUCUCUCUGUUUCGUUCCUUGCUUUUUUUCUCUCUAUCCGCGUCCAUGCGUUCCCUCAUCCGCCCCCUCCCUCUCUCUGUUUCGUUCCUUGCUUUUUUCUCUAUCCGCGUCCAUGCGUUCCCUCAUCCGCCCCCUCCCUCUCUCUGUUUCGUUCCUUGCUUUUUUCUCUCUAUCCGCGUCCAUGCGUUCCCUCAUCCGCCCCCUCCCCUCUCUGUUUCGUUCCCUGCUUUUUUCUCUCUAUCCGCGUCCAUGCGUUCCCUCAUCCGCCCCCUCCCUCUCUCUGUUUCGUUCCUUGCUUUUUUCUCUCUAUCCGCGUCCAUGCGUUCCCUCAUCCGCCCCCUCCCUCUCUCUCUGUUUCGUUCCUUGCUUUUUUCUCUCUAUCCGCGUCCAGGCGUUCCCUCAUCCGCCCCUCCCUCUCUCUGUUUCGUUCCUUGCUUUUUUCUCUCUAUCCGCGUCCAUGCGUUCCCUCAUCCGCCCCCUCCCUCUCUCUGUUUCGUUCCUUGCUUUUUUCUCUCUAUCCGCGUCCAUGCGUUCCCUCAUCCGCCCCCCUCCCUCUCUCUGUUUCGUUCCUUGCUUUUUUCUCUCUAUCCGCGUCCAUGCGUUCCCUCAUCCGCCCCCUCCCUCUCUCUGUUUCGUUCCUUGCUUUUUUUCUCUCUAUCCGCGUCCAUGCGUUCCCUCAUCCGCCCCCCCCUCUCUGUUUCGUUCCUUGCUUUUUUUCUCUCUAUCCGCGUCCAUGCGUUCCCUCAUCCGCCCCCUCCCUCUCUCUGUUUCGUUCCUUGCUUUUUUCUCUCUAUCCGCGUCCAUGCGUUCCCUCAUCCGCCCCCCCUCCUCUCUCUGUUUCGUUCCUUGCUUUUUUCUCUCUAUCCGCGUCCAUGCGUUCCCUCAUCCGCCCCCCUCCCUCUCUCUGUUUCGUUCCUUGCUUUUUUUCUCUCUAUCCGCGUCCAUGCGUUCCCUCAUCCGGCCUCUCAUUCUUCCUCUCGCUUUGUUUCUUUCUUUGCUUCUUUUUUUGUGUAUGUGUCCAUGCGUACCCCGAUCCCAUCUCUGUCUCUUUUUCUCUAUAUCCGUCUCUGUGCAUUUUCUACCUCCUCUCUCUCAUGAUUUUCUCUUUUUUUUUUCUAUACCCUGUUCCAUGCGUUUCUCUCAUCCCUCUCUUUCUCUCUCUCUCUUUCUCUCUCUCUCUUUCUCUCUCUCUCUUUCUCUCUCUCUUUCUCUCUCUCUCUCUCUCUCACCCAGCCUCUUUCUCUCUCUGAACUUAUUUGUAGUCAUCACUUUCGUAGAAAAACGUUUUCUGUUUUCACCUUUUCUCUCUCCUUGUUUUCCUCUUUCUCUUCUCCUUUUUAACUUGUCACUCUCCCUUUUAAUAUUUCCUCCUUUUGAUUUUAUAUCGAAGUAUGAGUUAGACAGUCGGCGAAAUAUUCCGGGUGUUUUACGAGUAAAAGGUUCAAGCGACCCCCAGGUGGCCUACAAAAUAUCAAGGCGAGCUAAAUUACGUAUUCCCACGAGGGCUUUGUUUCGGCGUGGCCUUCCUGAGCAGUUUUCAUUUGUUAGCACCAUUAUGAUGUCGGGAACAACACGUAAAGCAAUUUGGAAUCUAAUAAAAAUCGUCAACCCAGCCGGAGAUCCACAAAUGGGCAUCCGACUAAAUGACAGCCUGGCAGAGUGUCAGUCGCGAUGUCUAUCUAUAUGUAUCGAUCUUAGACUGUUCAUGUCUGUCCACCUCUCUUAG
This is a messenger RNA of Acanthosepion pharaonis, 2820 nucleotides long. Lineage: Eukaryota; Metazoa; Mollusca; Cephalopoda; Sepiida; Sepiidae. The record is from the annotation of a GenBank genome assembly.